AACAUCGACUCCGAUAAAAAUUAACAAAAAUUUAAUCUAAAAAGUGACUUGAGAUACAUUAUAUAAGUGUGUACAGAGACUUAGUGCUAAGGGAGCUGGUGAAGAUAAAAUACAGUGGAAACACAAAUAUCAAACUCAUAAAAACUCGAAUCAAACAUUGUGCAAACCAUCUACAAAGUUUUGAUCUCCAAGGCCUUCUGAGAGCAUUUAUGCGUCUUUUGAGACACAACACCUCAAGCCAGAACACACUUGUGUAAGUAAUAGUGAAAUUAUUAAAUCAAAGUGAAGAACAAAACAAGUGCAAACUAUCAUAUGAUAAUCGAUAAGAUUGUUGUUUUGGAAAUCAUCAUAGCUCCAAUCAGUGUAACAUCCCACGCGCCAUCUAUUACAACAGAAGCUAAUUACCACGUCACACUCAUCGACGUCAAGUCAAGAGCUAACUAAAACAAACACGCACCGCUAGAGGACAUCACUUGCAUCAUAACAAACCGUAACGAUGGAAGAAGUUUUAAACACGCUAAUUUCAAUAAAAAAAGAACUGGAAGAACAAAGAAUUGAAAUUAGAGAAACUGGAAAAAAUGUUACGGAAAAAGUUACACAAAAUAUUACUAGUAUAUUCGAGGAGAAAUUUUUGGUCUGGGAAGGAAAACUUGGAGAAAUGAAAGAAAAAGUGGAAAAUCAAGAAAAAAGAAUUCAUUACCUGGAAAAACAAACAAGAGUAAGAAACUUAGUAUUUUUCGGUAUCGAGGAAAACGAAACAUCAUACAAGAGUUUCGAAGAAAAUAUAAUUAAAUGGAUUGAGCAAUAUUUCUCUAUCAAACUAACCUACAGCGACAUUCAAGAGAUAAAAAGACUGGGAAAGAAACAAGAGAGACCACGUCCAACUGUUGUAACUUUCACUACACUAGGAAUAAAAAUCGAAAUAUUUAAACAAAAAAGAGCGCUGAAAGAUACACAGUACUAUAUGAAAGAAGACUUCCCCAAAUAUGUACUUGAAAAAAGAAAGGCACUACAGGAACAACUGAAAUUAGAGAGGGAAAAGGGAAAUACAGCUAUACUCAAAUAUGAUAAACUAAUUGUAUCAAAAUACCAAAGUAAAAGAAAAUACCGGUCAUCUCCAGACAAUACCCCACAAAUCAAUAUAGACAAGUAUACUCAGGCUAGUAAAAAAAACAAGACAAAGCAGAUUGGCAAGACAGUCACUAGGUCAAAUAGUAUCACAGAAGGAGUCAUAAAACCUAGCAUGCUCAACUUCUUAGUUAACAAAAAUACAAUCAAAACUAACAACAACCAAGAAAGUAACAGCGAGAAUAUAUAGCAACUAAGCCCCUCCUACCACAAAGAUGCCACAAUCGAACAAAAUAACAUACAAAAAAAAAAAUAUAAAUGUAUAUAAAAAAAUCUUCCAACCCGGUUGGUCACCGUGGAAGAAUACGACCAUAACCCUCCAGAGAAGUCACCAAUAGAGGAAAGAAAUACCCUAGAUAAAUAUAAACUAAGCAUUAAUGGGCAUCACUGGAGGAGGCCUUCACCCAAUCUGGGGUUCCAGUAGAUUAAAUAACUACAUAAUAUUAAGUAAACAUAACUAUAUAAUAUUAA
Molecule: messenger RNA, 1599 nt
Organism: Bombyx mandarina (wild silkworm)
Lineage: Eukaryota; Metazoa; Arthropoda; Insecta; Lepidoptera; Bombycidae
Source: RefSeq, a predicted model, not a curated record